Molecule: messenger RNA, 1035 nt
Organism: Hyposmocoma kahamanoa
Lineage: Eukaryota; Metazoa; Arthropoda; Insecta; Lepidoptera; Cosmopterigidae
Exons: 1
Coding region: 1-1035 (344 amino acids)
Source: RefSeq, a predicted model, not a curated record
AUGUUUCAAUCGCCCAUCGAAAAUACAAAUACGUGUGAAAAUUUUGUGAAAAACACGGGUGAGGGUGUGUUCGCUUCUACCGCAUCGGCUGGGUCCACGGUUGCCGGCGGCGCGGGCGCUGUCACUACAACUCCUGCGGCGUUGGUUUCUUCUGCUGCAAGCUCGUCAUCUGCUCAGUUUGACAUCAGUCAAAUAACGAGUUUAUUCGACGCCAGAUUUGAAAAACUUGAUGCAAAACUGGACACUUUCUGUGUCUCCAUAUCGAAGGACAUAAAGACGGCAAUUGAGCAACUCAAGCUCGAUUUCACUCGCACAACUGAUUUUUUGGAGGGUAAGAUAUCGGACGUCGAAGGGUGCUACAAAAAUAUCAAGGAUCAGGUGCUGGUUUUGCAGACGGAAAACUCUAAGUUGCACACGGAACUGUUUGCUCUCAAAACGCAGAUCAUCUCGCCAGAGAAAUGUGAAUCACUUCAGCAAUCUAUCGCCAAAUUGCAGUACGAACUAAACGAAAAAGAACAGGAAGCGAUAAUUAAUGACAUUGAGAUCGGCGGUGUGCCGGAGUAUCAUAAUGAGUCUGCAGCACACUUGAUCACAACCAUUGCUGCUAAAAUUGGAGUAAACCUGGACACCAGGGACAUCGUGAGCGCGACGCGAGAGGGAUUGGUGCGGCCGACACGAGUGGGUGAUUCACGUGGCCCGCGCCGUGUUAUCGUCAGGCUGUCCAGGAGGGCUGUGCGUGACGAGUUACUCCGGGCGGCGCGGUCGCGUCGAAACACUGACACCACUGGUCUUGGACUUCCAUCGCAUGAUACAAAGAAGGUUUACAUAAAUGAAAGGUUAACAAAAACAAACCGCAUCCUGUUCGCUAAAGCUCGGGCAGCUCGUGUAGCCAUGAACUGGAGGUUUGUCUGGACGAGGGAAGGUCGAAUUUUUGCUAGAAAGUCGGAUUCUGCUGAUUCACCAACUCAUCGAGUGAGAUGCGAAGAGGACAUUGACCGUAUUUUCAACAAUACUCAUGCUAAACAAGUACAGUGA